Panonychus citri (citrus red mite) is the source of this 565-nucleotide messenger RNA. RefSeq lists its product as uncharacterized. NCBI's taxonomy places the organism in Eukaryota, Metazoa, Arthropoda, Arachnida, Trombidiformes, Tetranychidae. Bases 153 to 476 code for a protein of 107 amino acids. Gene Ontology annotation, cellular component: RNA polymerase III complex; RNA polymerase I complex. The transcript is spliced from 3 exons. Gene Ontology annotation, molecular function: DNA binding; DNA-directed RNA polymerase activity; protein dimerization activity. The record is from RefSeq and is a predicted model, not a curated record. Gene Ontology annotation, biological process: DNA-templated transcription.
CCUCGGCGUGUUUUUAAUUCAAGAAUUUGAAUUUGUAAACAAAGUCUCUUGAUUGUUUUCCUAAUUGUUUAAUUUCAUUUCGAAAUAAUUUACUUGGUAUAAGUUAAUUUAAUUCCAUUCCUUUGGGUAAACUAAUUGUUUCUUUGUCAAUUAUGGUUAAAUUAAAAGUGCUUCGAAAUGAGGAAGAUGGACACUGUUUGACCCUCGAAAUGAUGGACGAAGAUCAUACUUUGGGAAAUGCUUUGCGUUAUAUUAUCAUGAAAAAUGAAUGUGUUAAAUUCUGUGGUUAUUCAAUUCCGCAUCCAACUGAGAGAAAGGUGAUCAUGCAAAUACAGACACAUGCCAGUAAAGGAACAACAGGAUUACAAGUAUUUGAACAAGGACUUCAAGAUUUACUCUCAAUUAGUCAAGUGAUCAAGCAUAAGUUCAACGAAGCGCUAGAUGAAUAUGAUUCAAUGGUGAAAAUUGAUAAUUGAUUUAUGAAAAUGUAUCAACUUGUAUAAAUUUUGGUAUCAAAGAAAAAAAAAGACUGGUUAUUCCUUGAAAGAAUCCAAAUCACUAUGGC